AUGAAACCGUCAUUUAUACCACCUUCUAAAAAGCUGUAUCGUUCGCGACACAAAAUUACGCGAGACGACCUAUGGAAGUCACUUACGGUCGACGAUUUAACGUUGUCGGUACAUGAGCCUAAUAUAAUUGACUACGCGGUGCCCGUACUACAACCACCAGAUGCAAGCAGAAGAACAACCUGGUGCUCAGACCAAUCAUCAUCAGUUUUCUCGGUAAUACCAGGCGUAGAAUCCGAGGCAGGAUCGCAAGACGACCUGACAUUCAAGCCCAAUGACGACUUGCAGAACUUGAUGUUUCGCAACUAUUCGCUGGAUUCUCUUAUUUUAUCGAAUAAGAAGCGUAUCAGCGAGCACGAGGAAAAUGUGCGUACGCUAAAGAUUGUAUCUGAGGAGCCCGCUGGCAGUAAGUACACGACAUGCGCACGACCACACAAUUUACCCCCGAUGCCCACUACAGAGCGUGCUCAGCAUGGAAGCACAAUCAAAGAGCUCGUUAAGCAUGCUGAGCAUGUCGAAAAGCUCGAAGUUCAAAAACUCAAAUUUGAGAACCGGAGGCUGGUUCGUACCGAUCUGGAAAGCCAGAAAAGAUGGGAUAUGAUCAAGCACGUAAGUCAAGAAGAUAUCCUUAUCGAAGUACGACGUAACAAUUUGAUCUACCAUGGUAUACCAUGGCAAAUGCGGCCGUUGAUUUACGAUCUGUGCCUCAUGAAAGAUGCACGGACAGAACAUGUAGCUCCAUUUCUCGAUAAGUGGCGCGUCAAAUUGGACAAACUUUUGGAGGAUAGAUCGGAUGAAAUUUUUGCCAAUCUCUGUACUCGCUCCAAAUGGUUGACUACGGGUAAAGCGUCUGUUGCCAACUUUUACGAGACAUUUGAAUCUCAAUUCGAGGCACUGUACUAUCAUAUCACGGUCAUACUUCGUCUGGACCCAACCAGGGAUUUUAUUUGGCCACUUAUGGUCGAAACGCUAUGCGAUGUCGUGGAAAAUGGACCACGUGAACUAUCAAUGAGAUUAUUGGAUAUUUUCAUACUCACCUCGUACUAUCACGAAUUGGAUUCCGUACUCGACAGAAUAUGGCCUUUCGUUCUGCGCAAUCAUUCUUACAGAUUUUUUGGUUCACAGGAAGAUAUCAAUAAAAGCAUCAAGAGCGUCCAUAUCGACCUCCCACUGUUGUUGCAGUGGCUCAAAAGUUAA
Molecule: messenger RNA, 1194 nt
Organism: Lachancea fermentati
Lineage: Eukaryota; Fungi; Ascomycota; Saccharomycetes; Saccharomycetales; Saccharomycetaceae
Source: the annotation of a GenBank genome assembly